UCUCAUGCUCGAUUUGCUCGAACAGAAUUGAGUUACAAAUUUACAAGAUCACGAAAAAGAAGAGAGUUGUAGGCAAUUUCCUAUCGUAACUGACUUGUGCUCUGUACUUUACUGCGUUAUAACUUAAUUAACUUUUGGGAAAGUAUCGACCGAUCAGUCCUAAACGCUGCAGUUUUACGAGAAUCAAAAAGUGCUUUAAUAAAUACAUUUAAUGUAUUUAAUAAAAUAAAGGCAAAUAAAAACGUCGAAAUUUUUCAAAAAGUUUUUGAAAAAUUUCGACGUUUUAUAAUUCUUGUAUUUAAUAGGAUUUGUUGUUUUUAAAUGGGAAUGGGUUGGUUAAAUGUUGGCUAGAGAAGGGAUUCAUAAAUAUACACCAAAGCUGAAAAGAAAUAGUCUCUUUUACUAAAGGAUUAGGAUAGUCUUUAUAAUUAAUUUAGCGUGAUUGAUUCAGUUCAUACGUACAGUGACGUACUUUAUGUGUGCUGCUACAGUCCAGGGGUGCAAAAACUUAUUUACAGAUAUGUAUUUAUUUAAUUCACUAGUUACCCUACGUGUAAACAGUGCGUACAUGUUGUACUGGUGACCUGCAGAGACAAACUCCAAAAAAUACAGCCGUACUUUGCAACUGCUUUAUGCGGUUAAGGGCACUUCUAGAAAAGAAAUGCGAUUAAACCCUUGAGAAAAUUAUACGAGGACUAGAGUAGUCUUUUUAACUUAGUACGCGGUGUGCACCACUGUCCGCUGCCCAUGGCCAAAGUAUGUAAGUACUGUAACAGAAUAACGAGCACAUCUUUAAGUCUUUAAAACUUGUAAAUAAUAAACUACAGCAGCGUGUCAGUGGAAUAAACCUGUAAAUAACAAACCAAAGUUGUGUAUAAAUUUUGUUAAUUUCUUCCAGGAUAGGAAAAAGGUGCUACUUAUCGACCCGGUGCGGUUCUUAUUAUGCUCCCAGUUUGCCACACAAGCAUAAAAAUAUAUAGAAUGUGAUGUUUUGAUAUCACGGCUAAAUGGCAGACGUUGCAGAAUUAAACGGUGUCCCAAAAAACAAACUUGUUUCCAAGUAUCGUGUAUUCGUACCGUACAUAUUUUUACGUGUGGUAUUUCUAUCAACGCUAACCUCUGUCUAAAUACAAAUCAGCUGUUUCUCUUUGCGUCCUCUUCUGGUCGAUGCGAAAGUCUAGAAUCGUGUUCCCACGUUGAUUCCAUUGUGAGAAUGUCAUACGUGGUUUUGGUUGGGCGGGCAAAUACGCAAUCGGCAAGCCCCAUUGGUUUAAAUGCAUUGCACUAUGACGUCCUAUCGUCUAUAAACAGCACAGACAGAUUUUCAGUCAUACAGCACUUGAAUACUCCUAUCGAUUUUUUCCGCUGUCGGUCUGUCUGCCAGUCUGACUCCGUUCCAUGUUUUACAUAACAGUCGCUCAUUCAACAAACUCAACCAGCUUUUUAUAGUAAAGUCUAAAGAUCUGCCAUUCGAUGCAUCUGCGCGAAGCUUUUUUCAGUUCAGGCCGUCCCUCGAUUUCGCAGCUUCGCUUAUGGAUAGUUAGUAGCUUUGCCAGCCAUAAUUUUAUUAUAUUUUACCGAUUGCGCCACCAUUGUAGUGUACUUGCAUUAAUUAAAAUAAGCUUGCUAGUUUGUGUUUGCUCUUCGUACUUUUUGCAUUUUACUGAAACUGCGGCACCGCUUACUACAUACUUACCUGCCUACCAUCUGAGUCUCCCCAGUAACCGGCCUUGUUAUCGGUUUCAUCUGAUUGGUAUGUGGUGUUUACAAUCACACUGCCAAUGAGCGAUAAAAUUCCCAGAGUGAACUGACUCUGUAUGUAUUGAGGAUCAGCAAUAAUUAUUCAAAAUAAUUGAUUUGAUUCUGGAUUUAUCAUUCAAGUCUUUUUUUCUUCGGUCUUUCGAAACGUCCAGUCAGUAAUAUCGCUGCUGUAUUUUUAGUUAGAUUUAGUUGUCAUCCAUCAGACAAAAACUGUAGCCGUGCAGUUUGGAUUAUCAGUCUCCUUUCGUGUGGCUCGCAUCAAUCAGGCUGGUUCUCAGCUGGUCGAUUGAGUUUUUCCUCUUACAAUUAGAUUUGAAACUGCCUAUCGAUCCUUCUGCGACCCCGGCUUGUAUUAGAUCCCGAUUACAAGUACCAUAUUAUUUGGAGCGAAAUUAUUCAACGAUACGGCAGAGCGGUAGCUUUUGGUUAUGGCAAACCUGUUUGGAUAUAUGGAUAUUUUUCGAGAAAUGCAGCUGAUUGCAGAGACCGGACUGAUUUCUCGUUGUCCAACAUUCUGCGAUCAAUAUGUCCAGACAGGUUUGGCGUUGGAAGUAUUUCUGAAGAAGGAGCGCAAAAGUAUUGAUUUGAGUGUGGGAUUGGACAGUGAUGGCGAAUACAGCGAUGUCUUCAGCUCUAGCAGUUCGUCAAAUAUGUGUUCGGACCCGCCCAGCCGAGCUUCAUCGCCGAGCCUGUUCAGUCCCGUUGAUUCGCUUGAUGGUGGAUUUUCUGGUGCUUCGUCCCGAAAACAUGGGGAUCCCAAACGGAAGCUCAUGCAUCAAUUCAGUCACAACUCAAGCGAUAGUGGCAUAUCGCCGCCAUAUUCCCCUGACGGGCUGUCUGCUCGUCACCAAAGCGAGUCUUCCUCUUUUAACAAUGGACCGCCUUCUCCUGGAUCGUCCAGUCGUUCGCGAUCGAGCAGUCCAGAAGACGGAACGCGCCGACGCAUACACCGUUGCCAUUUUCAUGGGUGCAACAAGAUUUAUACCAAGAGUAGCCAUUUGAAAGCUCACAAUCGCACUCACACAGGUGAAAAACCAUACAAAUGCUCAUGGGACGGCUGUGAUUGGAGAUUCGCACGAUCAGAUGAGCUGACGCGACAUUACCGCAAGCACACCGGCGCAAAACCAUUUAAAUGCAAUCAUUGCGAUCGGUGUUUUUCUCGUUCGGAUCAUUUGGCUCUACAUAUGAAAAGACAUCCACCAUUGCCUUCUGCCAAACUCUGAUAGGCCAACCAGAUAGUCGAGUAAUAUCAGGAAGUGAUACCUGUCGAAAGAGGAUAAUGGUGCGAUGAACACUGUUGAUGACGGUAUCUUGUUGGACUGGAGCGGUAUUAAUUCUACCUAUCCCAAAUAUAUGCAGAAUCCGGUGGUGCUUGCGGUGCCGUUGUGUUGUUUUCCGUCGUGUUUUGCUUCUGGUCCGCGCUGGACUGUUUGGAGUGCUCGUGGUGAAUUAUGGUCCCAGCUAGCAAACAAAUUAUACUGCCUGACAAAAGUAUAAUUUCGUGCCCAUCACACCUUAUAAAGCCAAAGUUUAGAAAACCUAAAUCCAAAAACGCACCCAAAAGAUUUACCGUUGCAAAGUUUAUUUGUGAAUUGAAUUUUUGGUAACUGUACGUUAAUGAUUGUCUCUUGUUCUUUGUAGCGGUAUUGUUUGGUUUUGUUUCCUCUCAUCUGACAUAUUGGCCUUUGUAUAUUUAUUUUCGUUUGUUGUGGUAUGACGAUGGAUUUGAUUUUUGUGUGACUACUUAAUUUAUCAUGGAUGGGUCGUGCGUGCAUUUGUUGUGAUGUGAUCGUCUUCGUGGGAUUGUUGAUUAUGUAUCAGCACUGUUGUCAAUGGAAAAGUGGUCUCGUUGAAAGUAUCGGCACAUAAUCCCGGUGAAGGUUUUGUUGUUGCGUUGUAAAAUGACUGCGAUUGAGAGUUUACAAAAUUAAGUGAACGUGUGCUGUGUGUACCUGCAAUAAAUGAUGCAGCUGGUUGG
This is a messenger RNA of Paramacrobiotus metropolitanus, 3739 nucleotides long. Its product is annotated as Krueppel-like factor 6. Lineage: Eukaryota; Metazoa; Tardigrada; Eutardigrada; Parachela; Macrobiotidae. The transcript is spliced from 5 exons. The record is from RefSeq and is a predicted model, not a curated record. Gene Ontology annotation, molecular function: DNA-binding transcription factor activity, RNA polymerase II-specific; RNA polymerase II cis-regulatory region sequence-specific DNA binding. Gene Ontology annotation, biological process: regulation of transcription by RNA polymerase II. The coding region runs from base 2190 to 2984 and encodes 264 amino acids.